This is a messenger RNA of Paramacrobiotus metropolitanus, 2273 nucleotides long. RefSeq lists its product as uncharacterized. The record is from RefSeq and is a predicted model, not a curated record. NCBI's taxonomy places the organism in Eukaryota, Metazoa, Tardigrada, Eutardigrada, Parachela, Macrobiotidae. The coding region runs from base 204 to 1145 and encodes 313 amino acids. The transcript has 11 exons.
UCUAGAUCUACGAGAUGCGUACGAUUAAAGCAAAACACUACAAAGAAGUUUAUGUAAUGUGCUUUUCAGAUUAUCUGCGCGCACCUUGUUGUUAGUGCGAGUAUCUAAAUUUUCUAGCUAAAAGGUAUAUUGCCUAUCGUUCCUGAUUGUCUGCAGUUGUAUCCCAUAAUAUUGUUUCGCAUUAAUGCAACCAGGUAUUAAAAAUGUACGGGAUUUUCUGUUUCGAGAACCUGCAGAAAUUGGUUUACCAUGCUUGCGAUGAGGAGCUGCUUGGGUUGAUUACACAAAGUCUCCAGCGGAGAUCCAGUGGAUGUUCAUCGGAUUUAAAUAGGGAUGACAACUGGAAGAAUGAUUCUGUGGAAGAUAUUAGCUACUUCUUCACGCCACUUUUGGCAUCGCACAUGUUCCUGGCUUCCGAGCUAUCCGAUGGUUUUCGUAUUAUGGAAGGUACCAACAACAUUCAUCUGCUUUUCUUCCGCGUGAUGGAAUUAACAUGCAUCCUGGCCUCCACGCUUCCGUUCCAUUAUGUGACAUUCUUGGGAUUAACUAUUAAACGGCUGUUUCGAAUGGGAUUCGUAUCAUUCCACUCCAACAUUUUCCUUGACGAUGGAGAUCAGGAUCCCGCUGACGAAUACUGGCUAAUUAAGAAUGCGGUAAAAAAUUUGGAAAGAUUCGCCAAGGAAGAGCCGACUUGCAUCUUUCAACUUGCAGAACACGUUUUCCUUCCGGAAAGCAUAGUAGAAAGCUGUGAGUCGGCCUUAAAAAAGAUCCUCAAUCUGGACCCUUUCAAAUACUCUAUCGAGGAAAUAAACUUGUAUUGCAUGGGAAAGGUUAUAACUGCUCAUUCUCAUCACCGCAUUGAUUCCGAGAACACCAUUGAUUUUCAAGAUGCUACGUUAUUAUCCAUGUUGCUGGAUUUUUCUUCCUCAUCAGUCUCUGAAUAUUCAUCCGCAGGAAACAAUGUCCGACAAGUGAUCCAUCUGGAGGACAAGGAUUCCACAAGUCCCAGUUCUUCCUGCGCAAAUUCAUCCAGUGGAUCUUUCGCGCCACUGCCCAGCUCGGAUACGGUGAACUUUAAGAGCAUACCAUCCAUAUCCGUCAUGCCGAACUGGUCAUCUUUUUACGCUGCUCUUCCGCCACAGUAACGGCGCUAUUCGACCGCACCGGGUGCACGUGCUAAAAAUUUCCCCAUCCUUUCAUCUCGCAUUAAUAGGCCGAGCUCAAAGCGGAAACUUGGUGUCGUAUUUGUAUGAUGCCCUCCAGAUUAUGGUAACCCAUGUGCACUCAACCAAGUACCAAGAAUCUCAGUCCAGCAAAAAAGAAAUGCUCAAACUUUUGGAGAUUAUGGAAAAAGUUAUCCGUGCUCCGGAAUAUAAAAAGUUGUCCCUCGGCGCCCAGAAUGUGGUCUCAAAUUUGCGCACGAUUUUAAAGAACUCACACUUUCCGAUUUCCUCUACCUGGCUAGCUCAGUCUGCAACGUAUACAGAACAGAUAAAACGCAUAAUUAUCUCCUACAUCAGCUCCAGUUGCCUGGAUCCUCAUGGGAACAAUGAAUGGCGGAAUCUCAUGCUGGGGAUGAAGACCGCUCAACAAAUUAUUUCUGAACGUUUGAGAGAUAUGAAUUCGUUCAUCACAGCCAAGCUGGCGUCCAAAAUCGCAAUCUCCGACGUACUGCGAGAUGCCGGUGACGUUAAACAUUUUGUUUUUGUGGAUCGCCAGGCAGAAUUUUGUCUGUCACCAUCACUAGCGGAAAGCAGCCGUAGUAUGAUAUUGAAUGACAUCAAUUUAAUUUUGGAUCUCAUUCCAACGCGAACAAGAUCGCUGCAACAACCAAUCAUAGUGGAAAAUCAUGGGCGAGUGUGUGCGUACAGUCAAUUCGACGCAAUCAGAACAAGCCAACCAGCACCAGCAAGUACGAAAACCCCUCACCGCUACGAACUGUUCACGUGGCAUAUCCCCUCCACUUCCGGCAAUCGCAUACGCAACCUGCAGCAACGACUCAUCGACCGGCUCACUCAACUGACCACAACAACAUCCGCCCGACCGCGAAAACAGCAAUCUUUAAUAACACGCUUGUUAUAUUGAUAAUGACGUGUAUCUUGAGCUGAUUUUGACAUUUAUUUAUUUAUUUUGGCAUGUAUACUUCGCGUUCCGAAAUAAUUGCUCACAAGUCAAAAUGUUCUGCAUUUCUUAAAAUUCAAAUUAAUUGCGGCAAGUCUAAAAAAUUUUUGCAGCCGUUUUUCAGAAUGUAUUUCGUAUUCGGAAUAGUAAAC